Messenger RNA from Camelina sativa (false flax), 508 nucleotides. NCBI's taxonomy places the organism in Eukaryota, Viridiplantae, Streptophyta, Magnoliopsida, Brassicales, Brassicaceae. The record is from RefSeq and is a predicted model, not a curated record.
AUGGUUAUUAGAUAGAUAGAGUCGCCAUAUUGCAAAAAAAAAAAAACUCAAAGAGACAAAUCUCUCGAUGGCGAUGAUUACACGCAACACCGCCACGCGCCUCCCUCUCCUCCUCCAAUCUCAACGCGCAGCCGCCGCCGCUUCGGUUUCUCACCUCCACACAUCUCUUCCAUCUCUCUCCCCUUCCGCAUCACCGACUUCCUACACCAGACCUGGUCCUCCUUCCACCACCGCUCCUCCUCCUGGUCUUUCCAAGGCGGCGGAAUUUGUGAUCUCCAAGGUUGAUGAUCUCAUGAACUUUGCUCGUACGGGAUCGCUCUGGCCUAUGACCUUUGGUCUCGCUUGCUGCGCUGUCGAAAUGAUGCAUACCGGUGCUGCUCGUUACGAUCUCGAUCGAUUUGGUAUCAUCUUCAGGCCUAGUCCUCGUCAGUCUGAUUGUAUGAUUGUUGCUGGGACUCUUACCAAUAAGAUGGCUCCGGCUCUUCGCAAGNAGUCAAGCGACACAUAA